AUGGCCUCCGGUCGUGGAUUCGCCGUCACGGCCACUGUACGAUCUCACGCCAAGGCCGACGAUAUCAUCAAGACACAUCCCUCGUGGAAGGACAAAAUCAGCUUUGCCAUAGUGUCAGAUUUCACUUCUCAGCAACCAUUCGAUGAAAUAUUUGAAAAUACAAAGGUUCCCUUCACCUACGUUAUCCAUACAGCAUCCCCCUUGAAGUUCAAUGUCGACGAUAUCCAAAAAGAGAUGAUCGAGCCUGCUGUUAAGGGGACUACGGAGAUCCUCAAAAGUGCUCACAAAUAUGGAGGCACGUCUUUGAAGCGGUUCGUUCUGCUGGGUAGUGCUGUUUCCGUCCUCAACUCGUUCGAGGACAUCACCCGCGAGGGCCGCCCUUACAACGAAAAUGAUUGGAACCCAGUGACCGCUCAGCAAGCCAUUGAGCGGAAAGACACAGUGCUUGGCUACAAUGUGUCCAAGACCCAGAGUGAAAAAACUGCGUGGGAGUCCAUGAAGACCAACAAGCCCAACUUCGAUCUAACCGUGAUCAACCCGGACAUUAUCACAGGCCCUAUGAUUCAUCCCAUCUCGGGGCCAAGCUCUAUCAACGAGACCAACCACUUUGCAAUCGCGAGCUUCAUUGAUGGGACACACAAUGCCGUCGAGGAUGUCGAUGUUCGGGAUGUCGCCCAGAGCCAUGUCGACGCCUUGACUAACCCUGUUGCGGGGGGUAGGCGGAUUCUGCUUAUCGCUGGAUUAAUCACGCCGCAGUUGGUAGUGAACAUCAUUCGACAGAACUUUCCCAGCUUGAGGGAUCGCGUUCCAGAAGGAAACCCUUCAAAAAUCUUGCCAGACGGAGUACAUCCGACCGGCUGGGAUAUGCGGGUCAGCUUGGAUGUCUUGUCCAAGGGGAGAGAGGGGGGACAUUGGAAGUAUAUUCAGUUGGAACAGAGUGUCACCGAUGCUGUGCAGUCAAUGAUUGAUCACAAUGUUUUAUAG
This is a messenger RNA of Aspergillus pseudoviridinutans, 984 nucleotides long. RefSeq lists its product as uncharacterized. Bases 1 to 984 code for a protein of 327 amino acids. Gene Ontology annotation, molecular function: oxidoreductase activity, acting on the CH-OH group of donors, NAD or NADP as acceptor. The record is from RefSeq and is a predicted model, not a curated record. Lineage: Eukaryota; Fungi; Ascomycota; Eurotiomycetes; Eurotiales; Aspergillaceae. The transcript has 5 exons.